AUGGAGGGCCUCUACUACAACGUCAAAUACGGCUACAUCGAGGGCAUCGUGCGCGGCUACCGCAACGCGCUGCUCACCAGCCAGAACUACAGCAACUUGACCCAGUGCGAGACCAUCGACGAUGUCAAGCUGCAACUAUCCCCCGCAUAUGGCGACUUUCUCAACUCCUUGCCCCCGAACCCAUCGACGUCCGCCCUUGCCGCGAAGACGACCGACAAGCUCGUAGCCGAGUUCCGCUACCUCCAGGCCAACGCCACCGGCUCUCUCGCCAAAUUCAUGGAGUAUCUUACAUAUGGAUACAUGAUCGACAACGUUGCGCUACUGAUUACCGGUACGCUGCAUGAGAGGGAUACUCGGGAGUUGCUCGAGAGGUGCCAUCCGCUUGGCUGGUUCGAGACUAUGCCUGUGCUGUGCGUGGCGACCAACAUCGAAGAAUUGUACAACUCUGUCUUGAUCGAAACCCCGCUUGCGCCCUACUUCAAGGGUUCCCUCAGCCACCAGGACCUCGACGAACUCAACAUUGAGAUUAUCCGCAACACGCUGUACAAGAACUACCUGGAGGACUUCCACGAGUUUGUCAACUCAGCCUCGGACAUUGCCGGAACACCGACUGCAGAUGUCAUGUCAGAGGUGCUUGAGUUCGAGGCCGACCGCAGGAGCAUCAACAUCUCUCUGAACUCAUUCGGGACCGAACUCUCCAAGGCCGACAGGAAGAAGCUCUACCCUAACCUUGGGAAGCUGUACCCAGAGGGCACGCUGAUGCUCUCGAGAGCCGACGAUGUGGAAGGUGUACGCAUCGCUGUCGAGAGUGUCGCCGACUACAAAAUGUUCUUUGACCAGACGGGCCUCAGCGGCGGUGGUGGUGGUGUAGGUAACAUGUCAGGUGGCGUUGGUGGUGAAUCGAGGAGUUUGGAAGAUCUUUUCUACCAAAAGGAGAUGGAGAUUUCAAAGCUCGCAUUCACCCACCAAUUCACCCACGCCAUUGUAUACGCAUGGGUAAAGCUGCGCGAACAAGAGAUCCGAAACAUUACCUGGAUAGCCGAGUGCAUUGCGCAGAACCAGAAGGAGCGCAUCGGCAACUACAUCAGCGUGUUUUGAGCGAGUAGAUUCUUGUAGUAACAGCAUAUUCGGGACCAAAUAUCGGGUGGCGUUGGGGUUCGGUUCGUAUAUCCAUUUUUGUUAGUUUGACCAUCUUCGUGUAUGUGUCCCCGUCUGUCGCUCUCAUGCAUGUGCCUACGUUGUAUAUUCUCUUUCUCGGUUGGCGUAUCGUCUUCCAGCCUCCAUGUGUUGCCUCAUCUCACGUCUCUCUCAUAUCCAUCUGCACCACUUCACCUUGCCUAUUACCCAUUCUUGUGUAGCUGAGCCCCAUCAUCUGAGUGGAAUCGAUAUACUUGGUGAAAUCAACCCCACUUUCUG
Pyrenophora tritici-repentis Pt-1C-BFP is the source of this 1416-nucleotide messenger RNA. Its product is annotated as NtpC, Archaeal-vacuolar-type H+-ATPase subunit C. Gene Ontology annotation, biological process: vacuolar acidification; proton transmembrane transport; vacuolar transport. The record is from RefSeq and is a predicted model, not a curated record. NCBI's taxonomy places the organism in Eukaryota, Fungi, Ascomycota, Dothideomycetes, Pleosporales, Pleosporaceae. Gene Ontology annotation, molecular function: proton-transporting ATPase activity, rotational mechanism. Gene Ontology annotation, cellular component: vacuolar proton-transporting V-type ATPase complex; fungal-type vacuole membrane; proton-transporting V-type ATPase, V0 domain.